Messenger RNA from Lagopus leucura (white-tailed ptarmigan), 508 nucleotides. Its product is annotated as fatty acyl-CoA hydrolase precursor, medium chain-like. The transcript has 3 exons. Lineage: Eukaryota; Metazoa; Chordata; Aves; Galliformes; Phasianidae. The record is from RefSeq and is a predicted model, not a curated record. The coding region runs from base 69 to 458 and encodes 129 amino acids.
GUUCUGCUGCUCUGGUUGAAUGCUUACGAGGAAAAACAGAGGAAGAGAUAGUACAGAUAACUCUAAAAAUGGCAGCUGUGCGCAUCAGUGCCUGUGUGGAUGGUGUAUUUCUUCCAAAGAGUCCCAAGCAAUUACUGUCUGAAAAAGCAAUCAAUGCAAUCCCCUAUAUACUAGGAAUAAAUAACUGUGAAUUUGGAUGGGGCAUUCCUAAAAUGAUGAAAUUUCCUGAUUUUACACACGGUCUGGACAGAGAAGUUGCGUAUCAAUUGUUACAGAACUCAUUAGAGUCAUCAUUUGAGGUAAGAGACCAUUUCCAGAAUAACCCAGUGCUACUUCUUGAGUGGGAUAAUUCAGUAUUCAUGUUUCUGAAGCUUCACAUGGAGACUAGAAAGGACACCUGGGGAUGGUUGGCACCAGGAGACCUGCGUGUAGCCAUCGGAAGUUUUGCUUCCUUUUGAUUUACAAAGCUCUCAGCUUUCUGGUUGCUUUGUGCUCUCCUGAAACCACG